Messenger RNA from Corticium candelabrum, 1328 nucleotides. RefSeq lists its product as uncharacterized. The transcript has a single exon. The record is from RefSeq and is a predicted model, not a curated record. The coding region runs from base 10 to 999 and encodes 329 amino acids. Lineage: Eukaryota; Metazoa; Porifera; Homoscleromorpha; Homosclerophorida; Plakinidae.
CAAAAUUCAAUGCUACUUCUAAGACAUUGUCAUAUUCCUAGACUUGAUCAUUUGGCUAGAUCUGUGGAGCCUACCUUGCUAUCUGAAGCUAUGUCCAUCCAAGAUUUUCAAUCUCGAAAAACAUUUGUUCAUCUUCUUGGUGAAACAUUUGUGGAUGAUCAGGUCUGGAAACAAGCAUGUCUCCCUAUUCGUAUGGGUGGAUUUGGUCUAACCCCGCUAUCUUCCAUCGCUUGUUCUGUUUUUGUUGCUUCGUGGUCCAAUACCAUAUCUGAGCUACCAUCUUGUUUCCUACAUCUGAAAGUCAUCAUGGACAUAUUCACUUGUGAUGCAUCUAGCCCCGUUGAACAUGCUUUUCGAUCAUACCUUUCAACCAACAAGAAGAUCUCAGAUUAUAAAGGAAUUAAAAAGCUACAACAUCAAUUGUCCAUUUCUAAUUUCAAAGAAGAUUUCCAGCACUUGGUUGAUGCAGCUCCAACUGCAAGAGAUGAAGCAAGGUUUCGUUCUCUUCAAGGAAAGAGCGCAGGCGCAUGGUUGCAUGCACUACCAACUUCAUACGGUUUCGCACUCAACCCUUGCGAAUUUUGCUUCGCGUGCCGUUUGAGAUUGGGUCUGCCUAUCACCAUUUCAAAAUGGGUAGAGCCUUGUAAUUGCAAUGCAUCAAUAGAUGACAGUGGAUACCACUUACUUACCUGCAAGACAAGGGGAGGCUCUAUUUGGUCCCAUGAGUCUAUUGCUGGAGUGUGGUUGGAAUGCCUUAGAAGUCUGCGAAUUCACCAUUGUCGUGAGUCAAGAAACAGGUAUACUAACUCUGAAUGUAGACCUGACAUUAUCAUGUUUGAUGCUGAGUCGGGUGCUAAUCUUGAUCUUGACAUCUCAUUGGCACACCCUUGGAGCUCAGAUGUUUUCCCAAGCUCUGCUGAGGCAACAGGGGUUGCAGCUAAUCGAAGAGAAACCAGAAAGAUGGCCAAGUACGAACAACACAAACUGCCUGGAAGCUGAGUAGUCGAAGUCGUUCCACUGGUUAUGGAACAUUUUAGAUUAUGGGGAGAAGAGGCAAGAAAAUUUUUGCAGAAACUGACAGCCUUUUCAUCAGAUGAAGCAGGAAGACCUAAUGUUGCGGAAUUUUUAGAUUUUUGGAGAAAAAGAUUCUUCGUACAAUUACAGAAGUGUAAUGUUAAAGUCAUAGCUAAGGAACUUAGCAUGUUGUGUGGUGGGUCUGAGAGGCCUGACUCUCUCAGCACCCAAUUUUUUCUUCAUUAGUCUUAGUUAUAUAUAAGUGUUUUAGUUUGCUGUAAUGUUAGCUUUCAAUAAACAUUAGUCUAGUUGUA